Molecule: messenger RNA, 606 nt
Organism: Aspergillus aculeatinus CBS 121060
Lineage: Eukaryota; Fungi; Ascomycota; Eurotiomycetes; Eurotiales; Aspergillaceae
Exons: 1
Coding region: 1-606 (201 amino acids)
Source: RefSeq, a predicted model, not a curated record
AUGCCUGGCGCCAAGCAGGCAAAGUCUGAGGAUGAAAUUCCUCAGCCCGAUGCUCAGUUCAUUGUCCAAUGUGUUAUGAACAUGACAUCUGACAGACAGGCGAGUUCUCUUCUUCCUUGCGUUCUCUCACUACGUAUCGCUAAGCAUUCCAUACAGGUCGAUUUGAGCAGAGUGGCCGCUGCCCUUGGCUAUACCAAUGUUGCCUCCACCGCGAACCGAUUCCGCGCCCUGCGCAAGCGUUAUGGGUUUGAGCUCGAAGCCACCCAGACAGGUGGAAGCCCCACCAAGAUAGACAGCGCGUUGGCUGGAGGCAACGGACCCAUGGAUGCUCAGAACGGGCAGGCCGGCCUUGAAGUGACCACCCCGACCAAACGCAAGGCGCCUGCGAAGGGCAACCCCCGAAAGAAAACCAAGGCCAAUGCUGAUGGGGCCGCUGAGUCGAACAACUCCGAUGAGGCUCAGGCUGGGUCGGAUGUCGAUACCAAGCCGAACACCAAGGGUCGCAAGAAGGGCGCUGCUGCCCGUGCCAAGUCUGCUCCCAAGGUGGAGGUUGUGGUUGCGCCUGAGACCCAAGACGGGCUUGACCUUGGAAGCGAGGUCGUUUAA